Colletotrichum chrysophilum is the source of this 2004-nucleotide messenger RNA. RefSeq lists its product as uncharacterized. Gene Ontology annotation, molecular function: ATP binding; MAP kinase kinase activity. The record is from RefSeq and is a predicted model, not a curated record. NCBI's taxonomy places the organism in Eukaryota, Fungi, Ascomycota, Sordariomycetes, Glomerellales, Glomerellaceae. Bases 1 to 2004 code for a protein of 667 amino acids. Gene Ontology annotation, biological process: protein phosphorylation; cellular hyperosmotic response; MAPK cascade. The transcript has 2 exons.
AUGGCAGACAUCAACACCCCCGACUCCUUCCCGGCCACUCCUGAUGGCUUGGUCGAUCGAGAUGGCCUCAGCAGUCCCGCAUCACCCGGUUCUGCUGACUCCUCCGAGGCCAGCACCCCGCUCGAGGCACCCUCUGAUAGCAUGUCCGACAUCCCCAAACGCGUCCCCUCGCUGCGAACCGUCUCCGACCCCCAGAACAUGACGCCCUCGUCGACACCGCUCGGUAUGCUGAGCCACGCACGCCGACUCCCGCCGACCGCCUCAGUCAUGACAGGAAGCAUGGGCAGCGGUGCUAUGAACGACAUCAUGGCAAAGGCGCGCGCUCUGCACGCUCAGCGCAUGGGCAAGCCCGCCAGCACGAAUCCUCCUCCCAACUCAAUGUCGGGGAGCCCCGCUUCUCCCGUGCCUCGGCAGGGCUCGCCCGGUCUUUCCAUGCCUGGAGGCGUCCCCGGUGGUUUGAAGUUGCCCGGCGGUUUGCCCGGCGGCCUGCCCGGUGGUAUGGUGCGACCUUCACCUGCAGGCAUGCCUCGCUCCGCGCCCGUUAUCAAGACGAAGCCAUCGCUUGCCGACAGGCGGCGUCCCCAAAUGAAGCUGUCAGAUAUGGGAGGAGGCCCCUCGCCAGCAUCACCGACGCCGAAGCUGUCAGACAUGCAAGGUUCCAAUGGAGGUGCCACGAAUGGAACGCAGGGAUCAAAAAUGGACGAUUUCAAAAAGUACAUUGACUCGGAAAAGGGCUGGAUCACGUUCGAUGGCGCCGCAACCAUUACCAAGACCGGUGUGAAUUUCGCCAACGGCACAGCCUUCACUAUCUCAUUAGACGAGGUAGAGGUCAUGGACGAACUUGGCAAGGGAAACUACGGCACUGUCUACAAGGUCAGGCAUACGAAGCCACGAGCGCCCCGAUUUGGAAGCGGCCUGAGUGGAUUCAAGCAUGCCAAUCUGAGUACAUCGCACUCAGAUCCCUCGCCAGUGCGGGGCGAUGACUCGCCAGUGACAUCUCUGUCGGUGUCAGAGGGAGCGACUGGGAGAGUCAUGGCCAUGAAGGAAAUCAGGCUAGAACUUGAAGAGGCCAAGUUCACGACGAUCCUCAAGGAGCUGGUCAUUUUGCACGAAUGCGUUUCGCCGUACAUCAUCGACUUUUAUGGCGCAUUUUUCCAGGAAGGUGCCGUCUACAUGUGUAUAGAGUACAUGGAUGGAGGUUCCAUCGACAAGCUGUAUACCGGCGGCAUCCCCGAAGGUGUCUUGCGCAAGGUCACGUAUUCGACAGUCAUGGGUCUUAAGUCUUUGAAGGAUGAGCACAACAUCAUUCACCGCGACGUCAAGCCCACGAAUAUCUUGGCCAACACCAGGGGCCAAGUCAAGAUUUGCGAUUUCGGCGUUAGUGGAAACCUUGUUGCCAGUAUUGCCAAGACGAACAUCGGUUGCCAGAGCUACAUGGCCCCUGAGCGGAUAUCAGGAGGCGGAAUGGCUGCUGGCGCGGACGGUACAUACAGUGUACAGAGUGACAUUUGGAGUUUGGGCUUGACCAUCAUCGAGUGCGCUAUGGGACGGUACCCCUACCCGCCGGAGGUAUCGUCAACCAUCUUCAGUCAACUAAGCGCCAUCGUUGAGGGUGAGCCCCCAGGCCUUCCCGAAGAGGGAUACUCUACUACUGCGCACGAUUUCGUCAAGAAGUGCCUGAACAAGGUGCCGAAGGAACGUCCGACGUAUGCCAUGCUACUCCAACAUCCUUGGAUGCAGCCCUUCUCCAAGAUUGAGACGAUUGCAGAAGAGGCCGAAGAGGGUGAAGAAGCCGAGGCUGUUGCGGACGCGGUAGGCAAGAUUUCGCUGUCGUCUGGUACCGAGGAUGAAGAGGUCGCGGAGUGGGUGAAGUCGGUGCUUGAUCGUAAGAGAAAAGAACUUGACCCCAGUGCCGCGUCACGCCCCGCCCUUCACGCCGCCCCGCUGGAUAGUGUCAGCCCGACCGCGAGUCCUGCGGUGGGCUCGGAGAACAGGUUGGAAUAG